Molecule: messenger RNA, 1179 nt
Organism: Oncorhynchus masou masou (cherry salmon)
Lineage: Eukaryota; Metazoa; Chordata; Actinopteri; Salmoniformes; Salmonidae
Product: MANSC domain-containing protein 4-like
Exons: 3
Coding region: 1-1179 (392 amino acids)
Biological process (GO): extracellular matrix organization; epidermis development; epithelium development
Cellular component (GO): plasma membrane
Molecular function (GO): serine-type endopeptidase inhibitor activity
Source: RefSeq, a predicted model, not a curated record
AUGACUGUUCCAUGGAGUUUGCUAACGAUUCUGAGUUUGGUGCACCACACGGAAUCGAGGUGUUCGCAGACUACUUAUUAUAAAAACUGUUGGAUUCGUCAGUACCCUGGUAUAUUCAUCGACAUUGAGGAAUCUCAGAGAAGAGGCGCUCAACUUCUGAAGUAUUACCAGGAAGAGACAGCUCUGAAAUGCAGCCGAACCUGUUGCCUUACGAGAAAUUUUUCUUGUAACCUGGCGAUAUUCCACUAUGACACCAUCCAAGAGAAUGUGAACUGUUUUCAUAUGCACUGUCCAACAUUGGAGAGCUGCAUCCUAAGCUACAGAGGCAACGUCAUCCUGUACAACAUCACCAAAGGUGUGGAUCCAGACCUGUUGGUGUUUGGAAAGUACUUCACCUCCAACGUGCGGGUGUUACCCCACCUCUACACCAGAGUCAACGCCUCAGAGCCCCUAGCCUCAGACAAGCGCCAGUUCAACCGGCCACCCGUCCCCCCUGUCCAGCCUCUAACCAUAGCCCCUACUACCAGGAUCCCCACCACCACCACCACACUCCAGAGCCCUACUCUGGGCACUACUCAUUCCCCCGUCACAUCCACCCCCUCCUCCACCAUAAUACCCACCCUGGGAACCCAGGCCCCCACCACCACUCCCCCGACCCCCAUCACGACUGCCCCUGCCCCCUACACCACCCAGACCAUCCCUACCUAUCCAUCAACCCACAGAGAAUCAACUACCACCCCACAUCCCACCACACCUAUCCAGCAGCCCACAUCCACAGCCAGGAUGGCCACCACCACCAGUCCCACCAGCCCACCGACCUCCCUGGCUCCUGCAGCCAACGUGGAUGGCAGUAACAAGCAGGACCUCAACGAAACCAAGGGCUACGUGGGCAGGAACCAAACAGCAGGCGCAGGGGGAGAAGGCGACCAGGGUAGCCAGGGUGGGGUGGAGUCCCCCUCACCCGGUGGUUUGGGCCCAGGGUGGCAUGUAGCGGCACACACCCUGCUGGUUGCCGCGGUGACGGUCGUCACGGUGCUGCUGAGCUGCUGCUGUUCCGUGCUGCUAGUGGUGAGCUGGAGGGGUCGGAGGAAGAGGAAGGGGCGGUACAGGACCACCUGGAGGGGGAAAGGGGGGUCCAUGCGCCUCAUUAAGUAUGCCAUUGUCAGGGAGAGCUCGUGA